UUUUUACUUUCACUGCACUCAAAUUUGCACGUACGUGUGCAGCACAGGCAUUUGAAGAAAAAAACAGAGAAAAGGGAAGUCGUUUUCACUUUCAGAACGUAUAGACCUACCACCACCGGUAAUAUGUCAAUCUUAAGAACUUCAAUGAAUUUGAGCUGCGGACUCAACCGACUAGGUGCUGGUGCCUGCAGGUUGAACACGGUCAUGACAGUUCCAGUACGGAGUAUCAAGAUCGGCCCUAAAGGAACGUAUGUAUCCAAGCUGAUACCUACAAUGGUCAAGUUGGAGGCAGGGAAGAAAUAUUCCUGGUGCAAAUGUGGACUCAGCAAGAAACAGCCAUUCUGUGAUGGAGCCCACAAACCUACCGAGUUUAAGCCGGUUCGCUUUGAGGUGGAGAAGAGCAAAUCUUACUUGAUGUGUCGAUGCAAGCAAACAAGCAAUCAGCCCUUCUGCGACUUUACUCACGUCAAGGUUAUGGUUCAAGCAUUUACGGGACAGUUGAAGGACAAACCAUUAUCAUAGAAAUGGGAUUUCUUAGACGUCUCCAAGACUCCAAGACUCCAAGGUGAUGCACUAGUGCCUUUUGGUAAGGCAUUAAUCCUCCUUAUACCAAGUCCCUCGGAGAGGACUUUAAGCAGUCUGUCUCCUGAUUGCUUAGCAGUCAGGUAAAAUCAAAUGAACAAAAACAAACUGUAUCUUGAUAUCAAGAGGAAUGAUUCAGAACAUCUCUAUUGUAGUACAUCAUUUGAAAUAAUAAAUC
Messenger RNA from Strongylocentrotus purpuratus (purple sea urchin), 760 nucleotides. RefSeq names its product CDGSH iron-sulfur domain-containing protein 3, mitochondrial-like. Gene Ontology annotation, cellular component: intracellular membrane-bounded organelle. Gene Ontology annotation, molecular function: 2 iron, 2 sulfur cluster binding. Lineage: Eukaryota; Metazoa; Echinodermata; Echinoidea; Camarodonta; Strongylocentrotidae. The transcript is spliced from 3 exons. The record is from RefSeq and is a predicted model, not a curated record. The coding region runs from base 124 to 522 and encodes 132 amino acids.